Molecule: messenger RNA, 1507 nt
Organism: Daphnia pulex (common water flea)
Lineage: Eukaryota; Metazoa; Arthropoda; Branchiopoda; Diplostraca; Daphniidae
Exons: 3
Coding region: 85-1119 (344 amino acids)
Cellular component (GO): extracellular matrix
Source: RefSeq, a predicted model, not a curated record
CAGUUCUACCAUCAGCCAACUUGUGUCUACUACUACUCCCCCGCAAAUUCAUUUCCAACUCAUUUCGCUCCUCUGCACCUCGAAAUGAAUAAGAUUUUGGUGAUUUUCGCGGCUCUUUUGGCUGGCGCCUGGGCCUACAACCGCUACGAGCCUUCCUACGUCCAGUUCGAGAGCGAAGAGUCCGACGAUACUGACGACUAUUCGGAGCCGAUGCCUUACGGCUUCGAAUAUGACGUCAACGACGGGCAGAACAACUUUGGCCACCGACAGCAAAGUGACGGCCAAGUGACGAGCGGAUCUUAUCGCGUCCAACUUCCCGACGGACGGACUCAGAUCGUCACUUACCGGGCCGAUCACAACGGCUACAAUGCCAAAGUGACUUAUGAGCAAACGGCUAAUAGUCAUCACUAUUACACUCAUCCGGCUUAUCAUCAGCACCAUAAUAAUCCGUCCAGCUACCAGCACUCGGCUACUGCUGCACCGGAACCACUUUUUUACCGGACUCGGCCCAGCAUCAGCCCAACGACAACUACACCUGCUCCAGUUAAGCCUUUACCUUACAGGCAUUAUCCUCUUUAUGAAUUUCCAGGUAUCGCUCCUUACCACGGGCCCAGUAACGCCUACGGCGCUUACGAUCAACUCGACCACCAUCGCCGCCCAGCAUUGCCACCUGUUCCAUCGCCCAGCAGCAGCACUACUCCGUCUGAUUAUAAUAAUGAAGAAGAUGAUUCAUCCGACGAGAAAUUGCCUCUGGUUCCACUCAUUUUCAGGACCAAUCACGUCGAUUCUUAUGGGCAGUUAAGAUCGGGCUACGGCAAACGAUCGCCCAUCGACAUUUGGAGCGAGACGGACAUUUCGGCAGCUCUAGACGCUAUUACUCCCGCUCCUGUUGAAGAAGAACAAGUUAUUCCAACUACUGAAACUGUUCCAACAGUCGAAGAAGUUAUUUCAUCGGUGACUGAAAUUGUUGUUCCAGACGACCAAGUUGAAUCUCAGACCGAUCAUCCUGAUGCUGCUGCAGCGGCCGGGAAUUCCACCGACGACGAAGAAAUCGAUUACGAUAUACUUCCGUUCCCGCUGCCGUUGCCGCUGGCCUUCAGGCCCGACGACGCCGUUUGAAUAAAUGAGCGCGAAUUAAUUCUUGCGCAACACCAUUUUAGAUUUCAUUCGAAUGAUAUAGUAUAUCGUCGCUAGAUGUUUGUAGAGUUUUAGCUAGCCAAAUUGUUGAGCAAACACAGAAAUCUAUUGUCUCAUUUGUUGUCUCCAAAUAAAACAAAAUGUACAAAAACAAAAAAAAAAAGAGAAAUUUUUCAAACGUGUUUUUUUAAAUGAAAUUAAAGCUGAAACAAAGUGUCGAAUUGGAGAGAAAUUGAUUUAACAUUAUAUUCAGCGUUGGACCUUGUUGUUCGUAUAAUAAAGUUGUCGGUCGUGAUUUCUCCGCGUGGAAAAAACAAAGAAGAAAUGCAAAUUCCUUUCUCCUUUUUGUGUGUCUAAUAUUCUAUGGAGA